CCUGUUGUCUCUCUCUUCGUGAAUUCGAACGUAAGAAAGUUGCCGGUAACAUAGAACGCAUAUUCUUUGGUUUUUGGUCCAUCUAAUCGCCAUCUUGCAGCCCACAUAAUCCGAAAAUGGCAUACUUCCCAGUACCAUAGAAUGACAAGAAAACAACUUGCGUUCGUUUGAAUUUCACCCCGACAACAAAAUCACUACUGAUCGAGGACACUGGAGUGCUUCAUGACGGAGGAGAGCGAGACUGGAGGCUAGAAUUAGCACAACAGUGACCCGACAUGUCUUUCAAAUCCCCUUUUGCCGCAUCUUCGUCCAAACCCGGCCAUGGCUCGAUCGUUCUCGAAAUCCUACCGCCCGGAACGCCAGUACUCCGGAACGUAUCCUAUCAGUAUCCACUGAAGUUAGUUGCACCAGAACCAUCGAUACCACCAAAUCAUUCCUUGAGCACAGACCUGACCCAGGAUCGAGACACGCAUACACCGCGGUUCGUUCAUACAGUCUUUCUACUCACAUAUGGCGGUGGCAUAGUUGCCGGAGAUUCUAUCAACCUAGAUGUCCGAAUAGACUCUAGAACGCGCCUCAUCCUCUUGACCCAAGGCUCAACAAAGAUUUUUAAAACUCCUGAUCCUCAACUGAUCUCCCGACAACACAUGACUGUCCGCUUGCAGCGCGACUCAGCGUUAGUUUAUCUCCCAGAUCCCGUGCAACCCUUCGCUCAAACAGCGUUCGCGCAGUCGCAAAUUUACCAUCUGGAAAACGGCGAGGGAAAUCUAUGUGUCUGUGACUGGGUAACCUCCGGGCGAUCAGCGCGGGGGGAGAAUUGGGACAUUCAUGAAUACAAGAGCAGAAACGAAGUAUGGAGCAUAGACGCAGUGGGCAAGAAAAGGCUACUAUUGAGAGACAAUCUCGUGUUGGACAAACAAGGAAAAACAAACAUGCAGCUCUCCGCACGCAUGGACAACUUCUCCGUCUUCGGAACGCUCAUUCUUCGUGGACCUCUCUUCUCUUCCUUGUCGAAAUUUUUUCUGGAUGAGUUCGAAGCGCUACCGCGUAUUGGGGGUCGAAAUUGGGAUGACACGAAACAACUGGAACUGACACCAAAGGAGGAAAGACGCGCAUACAGACAACAACGAGAGAAGGCAGAUGGAUUGAUAUGGAGUGCAGCGAAUGUUCGGGGUUUUGUUUUGGUCAAGUUUGCGAGUCGAGAUGUGGAGGGUUCGAGGAAUUGGUUGAGGGAUAUGAUUCGGGAGGAUGGAUCAGUCUCGAGAACUUUUGGAGAGAGAGCUAUGUUGUGCUUGAAGUAGUUUUGAAGGAAGAAUGAUACCCGCAGAAUAUAAGUACAUCGAUAGACUGUAUCAUAAUUCUUCUGUACGAAUCCAG
Dothidotthia symphoricarpi CBS 119687 is the source of this 1377-nucleotide messenger RNA. RefSeq names its product urease accessory protein UreD. The transcript has a single exon. Bases 276 to 1301 code for a protein of 341 amino acids. Gene Ontology annotation, molecular function: nickel cation binding. Lineage: Eukaryota; Fungi; Ascomycota; Dothideomycetes; Pleosporales; Dothidotthiaceae. The record is from RefSeq and is a predicted model, not a curated record.